Messenger RNA from Limulus polyphemus (Atlantic horseshoe crab), 3434 nucleotides. Its product is annotated as G1/S-specific cyclin-D2-like. Lineage: Eukaryota; Metazoa; Arthropoda; Merostomata; Xiphosura; Limulidae. Gene Ontology annotation, molecular function: cyclin-dependent protein serine/threonine kinase regulator activity. The annotation marks the transcript as partial. The transcript has 4 exons. Gene Ontology annotation, biological process: positive regulation of G1/S transition of mitotic cell cycle; mitotic cell cycle phase transition; regulation of cyclin-dependent protein serine/threonine kinase activity. The record is from RefSeq and is a predicted model, not a curated record. Gene Ontology annotation, cellular component: nucleus; cytoplasm; cyclin-dependent protein kinase holoenzyme complex.
GUUUGUGAAAACGAAAAAUGCCAACAAGACGUUUUUCCGUUGGCCGUUAACUGCUUGGACAGGUUUCUUUCUGUUGUAAAAAUUCGAAAAAGUCAGCUACAACUCGUCGGUGCUGUUUGUCUGUUUCUGGCGUCGAAAGUACGGCAAACAAGAGCCAUCUCAGCAGAAAAACUCUGUGCCUACACAGACAACUCGGUCACUUUGGAAGAGCUUCUGAACUGGGAGCUUCUUGUUCUUAGUAGGCUUAAGUGGGAUAUAUCGGCUGUUAUCCCUAAUGACUUCAUAGAACCGAUUCUACAGAGGCUCCCUCUCGUUACGGGAAUAGAAGUGGCCAGAAACCACGCCGAAACUUUCAUCGCUUUCUGUUUCAUAGAUUUCAAUUUUUCCCUGUAUCCACCAUCAAUGGUUGCUGCUGCCAGUGUGGGUGCAGCUGUGCAAGGCUUGUUGUGGCUAAAUAAGCAGUGGUCUUCUCAACAGGAACUCUUGACGAGGCUGCAUCAGAUCUUAGGGAUUGAAGUGGAUUGCCUUCGUCACUGCCUCGAGCAAAUUGAAAGUAUGGUGGCGCCCCCUUCAGGCAAAACCUUUAAUAAACUAGAGGCUGUCGUGGUUAUUGACAGGGAAAAUGUUAAACCAGACACUCCAACAGAUGUUCAAGAUGUCCACUUUUAAGAAUUGUAUUAGUGAGUCUGCUUACUGAAAUGGAUAUUUACGUUUUACCAGGCUUAAAAGUCGUCAACAGUGCUGACCUCUAUACUUGUCAGCACUCGAGUCCUAGUCAUAUUGUGUAUUUUGGGAAAGAAAAAAAAAACACGAAAAUGAAGCAUGCAUCACUAAUUACUCGGAUUUUUUGCCUAUAUGAAAUAGUAAAUGACUGUAAAUUAACAAUAUUUAGCAACAGCAAGUGCACAGCUGUCAUUACGUCAAUACCUCGGAUCAACUCUGCCAAUAUCCCAAUCUUGUACAUUUUAAGCAUUCCAAGAGUGUAUAGUCUUUCUUUACUGUAAGAUAUUUAGGGAAUUUUUUAACUCCUUUUACAUACACAGUUCUCAACUUCUUUGAAAUAAAUAACAUGCAAUAUUUUAUGAGAGGGUGUUUGAAAGAGAAAGGUUGGUAGUUAUAGCUUAAAUAUGUAAUAACGACUUUGUUUGUGUAUUGAAUGUAUUUAGUUAAACAAAUCCAAGAAUAAUUUAAUUUUGAGAAUGAGUAUGAAGAUGGGACAAGAAAAAAAAACCCAAUUAUAUUUUAUUUUUGACUGAUCAGCGACUAUAUUCACAUACAAACAGCCCAAGAAUGCAUAUUAAUUUGUUCUAUAACCAUUCUACGUUGAGUGUAUUUGUUGUUGUUUCCUUUACUAUCAAAAUUCGCUACGUUUUUUAUAACAUCCCAUCGUACUUAACGUUUUGUAUGUCACCUCGUCUGUGAUUAAACACUAGUGCUUCCUCGUAUAACCUCGAGCUCAUAUUUUUUAUCCAGUUUCAAUAUAGGGUUUGUUUUAACGAGAAUUGUAUUCCACAUAAAACUGUGGCAAAAUUUUAAUAUUAAGUUCUUUGUGUUUGUACUAUACACGAAUUAUUUUUCCUGGAGGUAGUCAGUUAGCGUAGAAAAGUUGACUUAGUUAUGAAUUAAUAUUUUUUUUGUUUUCAAUCUGCGAAAGAUUAUGAAAAAGGAGGAAAAAGAAAGUCAAUAUAUUUCAGUUAUUGUUAAAAGUGGGCUCAAAUCUUAACGGUAAACAAAUACUUUUAAAAUAGACGAUUAACGAUAAAAAUGAUGAGUUAAAUAUACUACAGUCAUGUGUUUCCAUACGUACCACGUGUGGCACUAAAACGCUUUACUAACGCAGUUAAACUUGUGGUUACUAAAAAUUCAUUUCUACAACAAUCUGUAUUCUAGAUAUAAAAUAUUUUAGAUAGUAACCUACGUUCCAGAUUCACAUCUUUUCACACAUUUACCUAAUUGUGGAAAUCUUUAUUUAUUUUUCAGUUGUUGUACACAAAUCUUUUCUUCUGUGUGUAUCAAGAUUAAAAGUAUGGCAACAUUUGCAGUCCACGUAGAACAAAGUGCUUUCUUAUUAUAUUCGAAGUACUGUAAGCCGUUUUAAAUAGCUGCCAUUGGUUUUAAGCAUAAGAAUAAAUUACUUGGAUAAGUGAAAAGCAGUAACCUGUUGAAGAGUUGUUAUUAACAACUGCUGAAGUAAAGGAUAUAAAACUGAAUUUUUAUUUCAUUAAUAAGACUGAAAUAGAAAAGGCACUGUACAUUGUGGUUAAUCUUUAAUUUGAUGGGACCUUUAAUAAUGAUUACUACCCACCAAUUUGUAAGUUUGGUUUUCAGCCUCUAGAUAUGAAUAUACGCAUACAUUCACGUCAACCUAACGAAUUCAGACGGGGAACUUGUGCGGAUAUUCAAUUGGUAAAGAAAGAGGGUAGAAUUUCGAGUGUUAUGAUGACUGUAACUUGAGACAAGUUCGAAGUUCAACCAUAUUUGUUGUAGUUAAAUUUUAGUUGUUGAUUAAAGUUGCCGAAAAAAAAGUGGAUUUUGGUUGUCCAAAAAACGUUUGAGGCAUUUAAUAUUUGGAUUUUUUAUAUUCGAAAAUGUGAUCUAUGUCUUGUGAAUUGAGUUAAAUGUUCUAAUGAUACGGAUAAAACGACAUCAUUGUAUAUUUUAAACAUGUAUUUGUUCAAAGAAAAAAAAAAGGAAUGAAAUAAUAUUUUGUCAAUGGCAACGGAAAGUGUUUCUUGUUAAGUAAACUAGAGGGCGUAAUUAUUGUCAAUUUUUUUAAUGGUGAAAAGAAAGGAGAUGACACGUAUAAACAUGAGUUUCAAGUUAAUUUCUACUUUAAUUAAUUAUAUUUUCAUUUGUCCAACUUAAUUUAAGCAUAGAGUAAGCGGGUUAAAGCACUGAAGCACUGGCAUGGAGAGUAAUUCUACUUAAAAAUACAGCCUUUAUAGAAUCGUUUGUAGGAUUUCAUUUCAUAAGUUUAUUUUUUAUGUUGUAUCUGAUUUGUUUUUACACCUUUUUUCAAUUAUUCCUUCUUGGUUACAGUUCAGAUGAAACGCUAAUACUUGAGUCAGAAAAGAAGGUAUCGAAGUCAUCCCACAACGCUUUUCUAUAAUAUGGGUUGAUAUAUAGUAUUCUCAGGAAUAUUUAAUCUUUGACUUCACUGUUAAAACUCGCCGUGACUUUUCGAUCUUGUCUCCUUAAUUGUAACUUCCUUCAGCUUGCUUAUACACAGUACUUACAUUUGUUGUUGUUUAUCUGCGCCUUAAAGUUGAGGAUUCUUGUAAACUCGAAACUAGAGCUAGAUAUGCACGUGUGCCUCUAAAUUGUCGUUAGUUUCUGUUGUGUGUGUGAGGGGGGGGGGAGGGGUGUAUAUGCAACUCUUGUCUUUUUCUAUUAGGUAUUUUUACAUGUUGAAUAAAGCGGCUUCUUUAAUAAAA